This is a messenger RNA of Stegodyphus dumicola, 3407 nucleotides long. RefSeq lists its product as uncharacterized. Lineage: Eukaryota; Metazoa; Arthropoda; Arachnida; Araneae; Eresidae. Gene Ontology annotation, molecular function: protein binding. The record is from RefSeq and is a predicted model, not a curated record.
ACCUCUACUUUGUGAGUUGGGAUUUUGAAAUGUAAAUAAGAAGUAACAGGUCUUUAAAUGAGGCCUUCAGUAGUAAAAAAAAAAAAAAAAAAUUAUGGAAAUCUUUAUUAUAUAUUUCCUCUUCCAGAUUAGAAUUCACCACAUUCUUUGCGAUUUACAUUCUCAGAUGAUAAAAACAAGGUGAAGUAGAAAUUGUACACGUCACUACAUGUUGUGUGAAUUAAAUUGAUGGACCCUAUGAAAAUAAUAAUUCCAAUAAAUAUUUUUUGGAUCUCUUUGAUUUGCAAGCAUGUUAAUACAUAAAAGAAACAUAAAAAUAUCUUAAUGAACUAUAAAAAAAAGGCAAUGGGAAAUGUUGAAAUGCAUGAAUUAGAACCGGUACGAGCUGAUGAAAGAAAGGAAUUGGAUCUAAGUCUUCCAAUUGACUAUAAAACAUAUUGCAAGGAAUGUUAUAACAUAAUCCUUGAUGAAUGAAACUUUACUUGAUAUUCUUGAAAUAUAUGCAUAUUGAUGGAAAGCCUUCUAGCAAGUGUUUAACUGAACUUCCUUCUCCCUUAACAGAAUCCAUUUCAUUAUAUGAAAGAGUCAACUUAUCUUUUAACUGCUUGUCAACUCUGCCUGCUGACUUGCCACUGAGAUUGCCACACAUUUCAUUUUUAGAUUUAUGUUAUAAUCGAAUUUCGAAGUUACCUGAUAGUCUUGGUCUUUUGUUCCACUUGAAAGACCUGCUUUUAUCACAUAACUGUUUAGAAGUCUUACCGCAGGCAAUUACUCGACUUGUAAAGCUGCAAAAAAUUGAUGUCUCCCAUAAUGUUUUGCAAGAAUUACCUGAAAAGAUAGGUGAAAUGGAAUCACUUAAAAAACUUAAUGUUAGCCAUAACAAACUUAAAAGUCUUCCUAAGUCAUUGGGGUAUAGUGAUACUAUUAAAGUAAUUUUAGCAGGCUCUAAUUGUUGUGUAUCUCAGCCCCCACAGAAUAUUUGUGAUGGUGGUUCUGAUCAAACUAUUAGAUUUUUGAAACAGCUUGCAUCUGGGAAAAUCUUGUCGAAAGUAGAAAGGGAAGUUAAUAUUUUCCCUAGAGUUCGAGGCAAUGUAGUCCAAACAGCUGUGCCUAAUUCAGAUUCAGCACUUGCUCAGUAUGUGCAAAUACAGACUGAAACCAUGAAUACUGCAAGCAGAAUUCGAACACCAUUACUGCCACCUUAUGAUGCUACUCAGCUCCAUCCUGAUGAGUUAAAAGAUAAAAUUAUAGGUCUUAUAUAUGGUGCUGUUAUUGGAGAUGCUUUAGGAAUAGCUACAGAAUUUCUAUCCCAGGAUGAAUGUCAGUUCUACUAUGAUGAAGAAACGCUGACGUAUGCAGAUAUUAUACGUGAUGAGCAUAGAGUACAUUGGGCCAAAGGUGACUGGACAUCUAAUUCAGAUCAAAUGUUACUUGUCUUGGAUUCUCUUCUUCAGUGGGCUGGUGUUGUAGAUGAACUUGAAUUUGCAAAGCGGCUUGUAGCUUGGAAGAAAAGUGGCAUACCAGAGCUUGGUCAAAGAGAAAGCUAUAUGUUUUCAACUACAGUCAACUUGGUGUUGCAAGCUGACAAUUACAGCCAAAAUCCUCACCAAGUAGCUCAGGAUAUUCAUAAAAAUGAUGGUAUGGGACAAGCAAAUGGAAGCAGUCACAUGAUAAAAUCACCUCUAUUUGUUGAUAGUGGGUCUUUGCCUCGGUCUCUGGUUUUAGGUAUACCUCGUUUUCAUGAUUUAAAUGAAGUUACUUCAAAUUCCGUACGAAUAUGCUUAGCUACACAUCAAGAUGAGAGAUGUGUUUCAGCAUGUGUAUCUUUAAGUGUUGCCAUUGCUCUCUUACUUCAGGGUAAAUUUUCAGUUGAUGAUCCUUCCCAAACUGAAGAAUUGCUGAAGUUCUCUACCCAGUGUGGUUUGAAUUAUAUUAAAGAUGAAGGCAUUCAAAAGGAAUUUAUUCACUACUGUACAUAUAGUGACUUUAAUAGUAUUGGAGUAUCGGAAAUUGGAAAGGUGUGCCAUCCGUUUAAGGCAUGUGCUACUGCAUUUACAGCUCUUCGACAAGGAAAAGACUUUAAGAAGACAUUAACCAGUUUAUUGAUGCUUGGUGGCUAUAGUAGUAUGACAGGUUGUAUUAGUGGAUCACUUUUAGGUGGCAAAUUUGGUUAUUCUCGACUGCCAAAACAUUGGAUUGAAGGCUUAAAUCUGAAAAAUAGGGAAUGGCUAAAUAGUAAAAUCAACGCAUUGCUAGAUAUGAUGGGUCUUCCAUAAUAUGGCUAAGUAAUUUAUAUCUUGGUUGUAUAACUGGUUGUAAAUAAAGUUAUUAUAAUUGAUAAAGAAUGUAUUUAUAAAAAUAAUUAUUGAAUGUUGUGCUGCAGAUUACCAAAAAAAUCACUCUUUCCAUUGAUAUGCUGAUUUUUUAAUAUUUAAUGUUACAUUCACUACAGUAAAAAAAAAAAAAGUAAUUUAUAUAUUAAAUUUUCUUGUAGUGAAUAAUUAUGUAGCUCAACAAGAAGUAAUUUAUAUAUUUAUUAUUGUAAAUAAUUUGGAAUUAAUAAAGUCUUUAUUUAUAAAAAAAAAAUUAUUGAAGGUUUUAUGGUACAAAGUACCAAAAAGUCAAAUUCUCUCUCAAUUACUGUGCUUUUAUAUAUAUAUAUAUAUAUAUAUAUAUAUGAUAUUACAAUCAUUAUAAGAAAUUGCUUUGUUUAAAUAAAUACAUAUAUGCAUAAGUAAUUUAUUUUCAGUAAUAUACAUAUAAAUUACUUAGACAUAUAUUUUAGUAGUCAUUAGAAUUAAUGAAGUCUGUAUUUAUUAAAAUGAUUAAUGAAGAUUGUGUCACAUAUUACCAUAAAACAAAAUUUUGUUUAUUACUAUACUGAUGUUUUUUAAUAUUGAAAACAAUAUUCAGUGUGAAAAGCGAUUUGAUAAAAAAAAUAAUUUAUAUUGUUGCAAAUAGAAUUCAUAAGUCUAUAUUUUAAAAAAUAAUUAUUGAAAAGUGUUAUAAAUUUUUUUAAAAAUCAAUCUCAAUUACUGUACUGAUCUUAUAUAUAUAUAAUAUUACAGUCAUUACUAGAAACUGCUUGAUAAAAAUAUGUUAACUUUUUUUAUGCCUUGUUUGUUAAAUAAUGUUCAUAUAUCAAUGAAUAUAAAUUUAUUUUUCAAUUUUUUACAUUGUUAAUUUUUAAAAUAAAUAUCAGCAUGCAGAUUUGAUGUAUAAUUACUUUUGUGUUCAGUUUUGAUACAUGUCAUAUUUUUUGUCUGUACUUUGCACAAUACUUUUAUGCUGUUCCAAAUUUAUCUAUCUAGCAUAUAUAACUUCCCCAGUCUUCUGUGGAAGUAUAUAUUUUUGUAAUAUGCUUUUAUGCUUGUUUAUUGUUGGCUAAUAAAAUAUAUGUAUACAUA